AAAUAAUUAAUUUUGUCGUAGAAGUAAAAUGCAGGUCAAACAAUUAACUAUCGCUGAGAUUGAGUCUAAGGUGAUUUUUCUUAAGCUCGCUUCUGGUGUUAUCGCUGGAAUUAUCUUAUUCUUCAGCUUCUUCAACUUCCUGUAUGGACUAGACUACUAUAUGCAAACAGUCGCCAGUGGAUACUUGACGCUAUUUUGUGCAGUUAUCAUCUUAUCAGAGUUCUCUCCGAGUAUAUUUGAGAACUACAUCCUUAAAUGCUUCCCGUUCCUACAGUACCACUCAGGCAGAGGAAUCUUCUACAUGAUACUUGGAACAUUCUGACUAGAUUCCGUCAUGGGAUACCUUGUCUUCUUAGCAGGAAUUGGGCUUGUCGCAUGUGGCAUUCUAUACAUUAUCGCUUUCUUUUUGAUUGAUACCCAGACUAAGUCCCAAGUUCAGAGGGAAAAUAAUGCAGCUGAUGGUAUAAGCUCUAUGACUCCUGGAAAUAAAGACCAAGUCCCAUCCGACCACGGAUAUUACAGUGGAAAUAAUGCUUAAAGUGGAUAUGGCAGAAAAAUUAUGGUUAUUG
Messenger RNA from Moneuplotes crassus, 569 nucleotides. NCBI's taxonomy places the organism in Eukaryota, Ciliophora, Spirotrichea, Euplotida, Euplotidae. The record is from the annotation of a GenBank genome assembly.